This is a messenger RNA of Phoenix dactylifera (date palm), 2339 nucleotides long. RefSeq names its product protein CHLOROPLAST IMPORT APPARATUS 2-like. The record is from RefSeq and is a predicted model, not a curated record. Gene Ontology annotation, cellular component: nucleus. Gene Ontology annotation, biological process: regulation of DNA-templated transcription. NCBI's taxonomy places the organism in Eukaryota, Viridiplantae, Streptophyta, Magnoliopsida, Arecales, Arecaceae. Gene Ontology annotation, molecular function: protein binding.
GCCCUCUCGAAUCCCUCCUCACGCACUGACCACUCUCCUUCCGUUCUUCCCUCCACUGCGAGAUUUCGACACCUUUCCUCCCUUCUCUUUUGCUCUCUCGAGAUUGCCGACUCUUUCGUCCUUCUUUCCCCUUUCUUUCUUUCUUUCGUUCUUCUUUCUGGGUGUUUCUUUCUGUUUUAGUUUAGGUAUGGAUUCGUACCCUUUACCCAUCGGAGUCCCUAUUCCAUUUCGAGCUUCCAAGAUGCCUAUCUUCGUUGGAAUUCUUGCCGGGUUUCUUUAAGAAGCGCUUGCCCUGUUUUCUUCUCUGAAACCAGGAGCCUUCCGCGGCGAUUUUGGGAUUGGAAAGUUUUCUUUUUGAUCCUCUGUUCCUUUCAUUCGCGCCUUUUCAGGUGUAAAUUUCGCGUCUUGGAGAGGAAUUAGCCGGCGUUUUCGAGCUUCGGGGACGCCCAGGAUUCAGUCGUGUUUUUUUUCUUUCUUCUAAUCCCCAUCUUACUUUCUCUCUCUUUUCUUCUUUUUGUUGGUGGCGGCAGCUGGUAGGGUUUUUGUGGGGUUUAAUAGGUUUUAAAGAAACCAUUUCCCGAGGUUUAAUUUCUCUUAUAGGGCCUAGAUUUUUCAGGUUUCCUGAGAUAUUUUUCAUGGAAUUCGAUUGAGGUCGCCCCAAUAGCGGCUUAUGAAUAAUAAUAUAUAUUUUCCGUGAAGUGGGGUUUUAGGGUUUUAGCAAAGUGGAAAUUUUUAUUCCAUUUCUCCCUUUGCUUCUUCAUCUGAAGUUUUUUGACAACUAGAGGAAGACAACUGCAUCUGGGUUUAGGGUUUUAGGACCAUCUGGUUUUAGGAUUCCAAGCCCCAUAGACUCUGCAAUCACUAUUAUUCUAUAGCUUCUUCAAGAAACGAUGUCUUCGUGCCUCAGCGGCGGCAGCCGAACCUAUGGGUUCGACCUCGAUAUCGUGAAACCCUCCUCUUCCUCCUCGUCGGCCCGGUCCUCCCACACCUCCUCUCCUUCCUCCACCCUCUCGGAGUCGAGCCACUCCUCGCGCACCAUCUCCAUCAAGAAGGCUCGAACCCCUCGAAAAAGGCCUCACCAGACCUACAAUGAGGCUGCCGCCCUCCUCUCCACCAUAUACCCCAACAUCUUCUUCACCAAGAAGAGUUCAAGGAAUAUAUCCAAGCAAACCAAGCUAUUCGGCUCCUUCUCCGAGUCCUGCUCCGAGCUCCUCCCUCCCUUCCCUGUCCCCGGCGAUGCCGCAUUCCUCAUCCGCGAGUCGUCCCCUGAAAAACCAGCCUUUCGAAUCGAGCCCACGCUGAAGAGCUCCUUCGAGAAGAAGAGCACGAGCUCGGUGGGGAAUGAAUUCCGAGAGCCCUCUUCUCCUGACCCCCUUGAGGAGGACUUCGAUGCGGAAUCCAUCCUUGACGAGGAGGCCGAAGAGGGCAUUGAUAGCAUCAUGGGCAACCUCAGCAUGAACGCCGCCACCAAUGCCGACGACAAGGAAGAACUCACCAAUGACAAUUCCCACAUCAAUCCCUCCCUUCGGAGCCUGAUGGGGUUCGGCUUAGGCGGCAAGCUGGAGCUCGGCUUUGGAUUUCAGUUCCGAAGAGACUUGCACCGGGCGUUGAGGCAUUCCGAUGAUAGGGAAUGGUGGAGCUCUCCGACUGUUCCCAUGCAAGAGAUUGUCCCCAAAUUUAAGACCUCGACGCCGUCAUCAGAGAAGAAGAAGAAGAAGAAGAAGAAGGUAGAGAAGGAGGAAGUAGGCGACAUGCAGACCGCCGCCGCCGCCAAACCGGGGAACUUGAAGUCUGGUUUGGGACUCAAAUUGAACCAUGAGGAGGUCCUCAAGGCAUGGUCUGGCCAUGGUUCCGUAUUUGCCGAUGGUCCCGACUCGCCUCAUUCUUCCGCCGAAGCUCUCGCCAAGCUAGCCGACAUCGAUCUGUUUCCAGAGGCCGGCGGCGGCGGCGGGGUGCGGGAGGCGAGCGUGCUAAGGUACAAGGAGAAGCGGAGGACCCGGCUCUUCUCCAAGAAGAUCCGGUACCAGGUCCGGAAGGUGAACGCCGACCGACGGCCCCGGAUGAAGGCAAGUGGCCGGUUCGUUAAAAGACCUUCCCUUCUCCAGCAAGCGUUAGAGGGGGAGAGCCAAUAGAUUCAUGAGUUCUUGGAGGAAUACAGUACUUUUGUUCAGGCUUGUGAAAUUCUUCUUGCUGAAACUUUUGAAUAUGGAUAGAAUAGAGAGAAAGAGAGAGGCUCUUUGAUGAAUUUGAGAGCCACCAAAUGGGAGGUUUGAACUUUGAAGUGAAUGUCAGAGAAAAUAAUUAAAUUCAGUAAAUUUUGCCUUUGAUUAUUCUUAAAA